Molecule: messenger RNA, 6089 nt
Organism: Polistes dominula (European paper wasp)
Lineage: Eukaryota; Metazoa; Arthropoda; Insecta; Hymenoptera; Vespidae
Product: Myosin-7a binding protein
Source: RefSeq, a predicted model, not a curated record
AGUCGAAUCUUAUCGCGCGUUCUGUUAGCAUCACGUGAAUUUAAAGCUACGCUCAAACGGAAGCAUUUGAAUAUUUUGACAAAUAUAAAAUACGAGUACAAUAUUCUCGGGUAGCAAUUCAUCGGGAAGAGAGAGAGAGAGAGAGAGAGAGAAGGAGAUUUGAAUUUGUUAGUUUUACAAACAAUAGAUCUAAACGUGGUUGUAAAUUUUGAAAGAAAAAAAGACAAAUAAUCGUUGCAUAAUGAUUCGAAGAAGAAUCGACGGUAAAUUCAUUGUUUUUUUCCAUUUAUUUCAUGACUGAUUUUUGAAUAACUUUAUUUUAAAUCGUUUUCGAAAAUAUCGUUAAGAAAUAUUUGACAUUGCAGUAAGCUUGACUUAAAAACAUGAGAAACGUUUGAUGACGUAAGAUCAAAAAAAGAGUUAAAUGACAAUAUCGUUUAGAACGUUUAGAUCGUGUUAAGAGAUCGUCGUUAAAGCUAAAAAUAAAAGGAAGAUAAAGAAGCGAAAGAAGAGGAGCAAAGGAAGUAGAUGGUCGCGGCGCGUAAAAUUUAAACUUGCAAUUAGUGAAAUCAAUCGAAAUCGGUUUGCAAUGGUUUUUUCAUUGAAAAGUGGAGCAAUAUAAAGAUAACCGUUUAUACGGUACUUUCUACCGCGUACUUGUUAUCUUUUACCAGAUGUGAUACUUUCGAAAGGAAGAAUGAAAAAUGAAACGAUAUUUUAUUAGCUUCCAGUCGAAUAGUCCCUUUGUUUUUUUUAACGUCUUAUUAAAAAACAUUUAUUGCAGAUUACUAAGAUAUUGUAUCGAACGAUUAUUUCGUCAAGAAUCUACAAAAUAAAUAGGUUACCAAACGUCCGAAUAUAAAUUGUAUAUUUAAAUGAAAAAACAAAGAGAAACAAAUCGAUAUUUCCGAGACAACGAUGAAUUUUGACUUUGAACGGCGGAUCCGUAUUUAUUUAUCGUUAUUAUCGGUUACAUCUGAUAUAACUCGAUUUAAUCGUGAAUCUCUUUUUUUUAAUUUUCUUUCUCUCUCUCUCUCUCUCUCUCUCUCUCUCUCUCUCUCUGUCGCUCUUUAUUGGAUCGAGAAAAAGCGAAGAACCGACAGUCCGUGAAGAUACGCGUAGCCGUGUGGCACACACAGCACUUCAUAUUCUCGCUUACUUUAAGUACUUACAAAUAUAACUCUAUUGCGAUAGAAAUCGUUAUUUUUUUAUAAAUAUACAUAUGUAUAUUUAUUUUUUUUUACUUUUCAAUGAAUUAUGGUGUUUUCUCGUAACGCAUAAAACGCAUUUAACUAAACGUACCAUCAAUUAAAUAACGUAAAUACAUUUUGACGAGAAUAAUGAUCGUGUCACCGAGCGUAAGUUUAGUAGCAGCCGGAGUGGCUUCUGGCCUUUGCUUUAUCCUCUUCAGUACAUUGCGAAAAGGGAAAGAAGCAGACACUCGAAGAAAAAGGAAAGAGAUCGUCGUUACUGACGACGGUCGUUGCGCUUGCUGUUUCAAACCAUUCUUGAUCGGACGCGGUGUGAGUUGCAACGAUUGUGGCCUCAGAUCCUGCAGAAAAGUUUGUUCCCGUUGGGACUGCGAAGACAACGCCUGGCAUUGUCUCUUCUGCCAUCAGCAAAGGUCGUGGGCGAGAAAGAAGGAAAAGUGGUUCGAAACAUUUGGCGGUACGUUUACAGAAGAGGAAUUACAUCGUUACUUCGAUACGGCUAAAUCUCGUGUCUAUGUCGAAGGAGUUGAAAAUGCAGCUACUGGUUCGGGUUUGGACCUGGCCGCGGGUGGUCAAGAAGACGCGAACACGAUGGAAACCGUUAGAGUCUUUAUAGAAAAAAUCAUCGAAGAUCUGAUUGGCAACGUGGAUGACGCAUCUAUCGCACGUCUCUACGAUCAUCCAGAAUAUGACAGGCUUUUGGCAACGUACAGCGUACAAUUGGCCGAUGCUCUGACACGAUUGGCAGUCUCCGUGCAUCUCAAUAUUUCCAACAAACCUUCGACAGAUUCGCCAACAAUGGCACAUUCGGCACUUCGCGAACUCGUUGGACGAGCCGUAGAAGAGGCCAAAAAAUUACCUGGUCUUUCUGACUCGAGCGCCGAUAAUUCAAGGACACACGAACAGUGUAAUAUUUCGGAGCACAGUUACGAAGAUCUUCUCGCCACUGCGAUAUUGAAUAAAGUCAUAGAAAAAUUUCAAAAAGAACAAGUUGAUGGAAAUAGCAACGUCCUGCACGAAAAGCCUUCAGCUAAAGCGGAAAGUGAAACUGAGUUAGGUCUCGAUGAAGGUGUCGAAGAAGGUAGCAGUAGUUUGGAACCCUUAUCUCAAGACGAAUAUAGCAGCGAUUGCAGUGUACCGCGUGCAAGGCAUUCACGAAAUCGUCAAGAGCCAUUAUCCCUUACGAUAGAGGAACGAAUAGAAGAAGUUACAACUACGUACACAUCCGAUGAGGAUCCUCCGGAAUGUGUGGAAAAUGGUCUACACAUCACAAAUGUUCGUCGUGUGCCAUUUCCGGAGCUUGGUAUGGACAUCAUCGAUCCUUCUCAGGAAUCAUCCGACGAAAGUCAAGACGAAGAGGAUGAAUCAACAGCUCAUGUUGAUCUCGUAGCACCGUUUCAAUCCUGGGAAGAAAAUUGGCUAUUUCAAAAGAAAAGAGUACCGAUUCAAUCGGAUCCCGUUGCCAUGCUCGUACCAAGCUCCAGCGCCGAUUUUAAAGCAUUGAUCGGUGAUAAGGAUGCUGAGGAUACGUCUGAUCUUUCUGAAUGUUCAUCGGCACAAUCCGAUGAAGAAAUCGAAAAGGAACUCUUAGAAGCUAUCAAUAACGUUGUGCCACGAUCGCCGAGAAUAUCAGAAUGCGAAAUUGUUGAAAGCUUGAAUGAAAAUGAAACGAUUGUUCGUAAGGAUAUUCAAGAUUUGUAUUCGUUGCAAAAUCAUUCGGAAUUUAUUGAAACAUCGUUGGAUUAUAAAAAUAAAACUAAUCAAAUGUAUAAUGGCGAUGUUAAAUGCAACGGAAAUGUAAAUAACGGAAAUAACGAGGAUAUUCAGAAAGAUCAAAUACUUUUGAUGAGUUCUUUGAACAACAACAAUAAUAAUAAUAAUAAUAAUAAUAAUAAUAAUAAUAAUAAUAAUAAUAAUAUCGAAAAGGAAAACAUGAAUUAUAAUAUAGAAAUAAAGGAUGAAAAGUUUGAUACAAGAUCGGAAUACAAAGUUGACAAAAAACAUAUAAUAGAUUCGAAGGCUGAAAUACAAAGAACGGAUAUCCAAUUACUUCAGUCUCAAAAGGACACCAUACCGGAUGUGCCAAAGAUAACGACGACUCAGUCAACAAAAUCGUCUAUGUUAGAGAAUAAUCUUGAAGUUAUUACUAACGACGUGGUAGACUUGAAUGAGAAGGACAAUUUCAAAUCUUUAGGCGACAUUCAAAAUAAAAUGAUUGAUCAGUAUAUCAAUGGAGAAGAAGAUAAAACAACGUUGUAUUCGUUAAACGUUUAUUCUAAAGAAGAAGUGCACUUUGAAGAUGGAGCUCAGCAAGAAAGUGAAUAUACUGAACAUUAUGAUACAGCAACACAGAGACAUUUGGAUAGUCUAACGAAAGAUGAUAUUUACGUCUUACAAAAUGACGAAAUAUUUGAAAGUUCGUUAAACGAUAUCAAAUUAACGUCCAAUUUGUCGCCUAAAGAAGAAACAUAUAAGUGUCGAGAAGCUGUAGCAAACGGCAAACUUGAUUCGGUUUCUUAUUCGUCCUUAGAGAAAACAGCCGAAAAAGAUAUACAAUUAUCUACACCACCACGUCCAGGUACAAUCGCUGAAAGAGAACAUAAGAAAUGGGAAAAUGCAGCACCGAUUGAAAAUAAUCCUUACAGUGAGAAGAGCAUUAAAAAAAGACUUUUAGAAAGACAAUAUAGCAGAAGAUCCGCAGAUAUGCCAGGAAUGAACACCGAGUUACCGUUAAGCAAUGGAACUGAUCUUGUUCUAGAACCUAAUGAACCGGAUAUUAAACGAUUUGGCAGAGAUUACUACAUCAAUAAUGCAAAAUCGGCAACCGGUGAGAAGAUACGAAAAUCACCAACAAUCUCUGUAUCGAGCAGACCUGACAGUGCAUUGUCUCAACGUUCAAGUUCAACCACAGGGACUGACCAAGAACAACAGAAUGAAGAAAAUUUCGACAAGGAUAUGGCAUACGAUUCACCCAAAUCGAGAACGGAAAAAUGGCGAAGGAACAAUUCGAAUUCUUCUACGGAAGAAAGCACGAAAGAUGAAUACACCAUGGAAAAGAAGAAAAACGAUGUUUCUCCGAUGAAACGUGAAAAAUCAUGGAACGAUCAAAAAGUAGAAGAUCUUUUGGAAAACGAACGUAAAAACAGUAAAAACGAAAUAAACGCGAGACUGAACAAUCAAGACAACAAUUGUGGGAUCUUUGAAACGCAAAAAUCUUAUAUUCAGAGUGACAAUCAGAAAAUGAUAAGACGAAUCGAUUUAAAGGCUUACGGUUUUGAAAAUGAUUUCGAUUCGAAUAAAAAUGAACAUUUAAAGUCAACGAGACCGCAAAGAGUUGUGAACAAGCUCGAUCUGAAAUUAUUCGGUUACGAUGGUGGGUUGCGUCGUACGCAAUCGCAUAAUCAAAUCAACGGUGUUGAUAUUAAGCCACGGAUUGUUAGGAUGGCAAAGAAAUCAAAUCUCGGUCAUUUCAGGAAUCAUCGUAAUUUUCAUGAUAAAGAUCAUUUUGAAAGACAAUGUUCUGAUGAUCCAAAUCUCACGCAAAGUACUGGAACCCUUAAUGAACUUUGCGAACAAGUUAAUCACAACUUUUUCAAUACGGUGAUGACUUCUGCUAAAUCGGUUCCUAAUAUUGCGAAUAGCGAAUAUUAUGAAGAUACAAAUGGGAAUUGUAAAGACUUCGAUAGCGAGGAAGAGGAUAAGAAAUUGAGAGUUGAUGUUGGGAAUGAUAGUGGCUCGUCGAAUGUUCAUUCAGAAAUAGACGUAGAAGAAAAGGAUCUAUCUACGGAAAAAUUAUCGAAUGGAAAUGACGAAGUGGAUUCUUCCCAAGAGAAAAUAAACUUCAAAAAUAUUGAAGAAAACAAACUUCCUAUGCCAUCGGUCAGAAGAUUGGCCGAAACUUUUAACAAACCAACGAUAAUCGCUCCAACUCCUGCACCACGAACUACAAAAUCUAAUACAGCGCAUAACGAUAGAUGUGUAACACCAGAAUUGCAAAUAAUCGAGACACCCAGGCAGAUGCACAGUUUAACAGCCAGGUCUCUUUCGAAACAAUUUCGGGAAGGUUUACGACAAAUUCCUUACAAAGUAACUUCACCACCGGCUAGUCACGUCACCAUGGAACAAUCUAAUGAUCGGGAAAAUCAAUCGGAAAUAGUACAAGCUAAAAGGGAUGAUUCGUUGAAAGACAUUAACGUAAUAGCCCCGGGUAAGUUAAAAUCUAAUAUUAAAUUUUGGGAACAAAUGCAAAGGCAAAGUUAAAACUUUAUAACGAUGGACUUUGAAAUUGGAUAAAAAGGCACACUAUUACAUCGCCAUGGCGAUGAUUUUUAAUUCGUAACUACAAAAUAAAAACAUAUAUAUAUAUAUAUACGUAAUGUAAUUUUUAAUAAUAUAUACAAUACUAUUUUAUACACUUCUAUUAGAAUUGCGUUUCUCGCAGACCAGUCAUAAUUUUAUAUAAGUAAAAAGCAUGAUGAAGCGUUUUAUUGAAAUGAUAACAAAAAUUAUAUGUUCAUAUUUAUAUAUAUAAAAAAAUAAAACGAAAAAGUUACCGUCCUUACCACGUGCAAGAAUGUGUUAACGGAAUAUACUAAAAAAAAAAAAAAAAAAAAAAAAAAAAGAAAAAAGAAUUAAUUGUGAAGUUACUUCGAGUCAGCCUCUGAUAAUUACUUAUGUGAUUAAAUUUGUGCCAAAUGACAUGAAUAAUAAUAUGUCAUUAGCCAAAGAAGAUAAUAUUGUAAUUAAUUUCUUUUAUAAUUCAUAAAUAUAUAUACACCCUGUUCCAUUUCCAGGAUAAAUUCUCUUUAAUAAAGAGCAUCUUCUUGUAAAUAUUGUUAAACUUUUAAUGUUAAAUAUUAAAUAAUCGUCACUGAUGAA